UAUCCCUUCAUAAUAUGGUUAGGGGAUAAUUAUGGGACAAUUUAUGAAUCAUAUUUAUUUAAUAUUCAAUCAAAUGGAUCAUUAUUCAUUGAAUGAAUAGGAAGUAAUAAUAAUGAUAAUAAAAACAAUAGAGGAUUAAAUGAAUGAAGAACUAACCGCCUUACCCGUCAUUCUAUGAUUAUUACAAUAUGACACUGCAUACAUGUUGGUAAUAUACAAUCAAUACAAAUAGACUGAAGUGAUUGUGACACAUUCACACACACACACACACACACAAGUAAUGAUACCUCAAAUAUAUACCAGGUAUUACAUCAUCCAUUAAAAUUUAUUAUGACUAUCCUGAUUAUCCAUUUGUCAACUUAAAGAUUUGAAAUAAAAUAAUUUUUUUAUUAAAAACAACUAAGAAAACAUAUGCUAUUGAUAGUUAUUACAUAUUAUUCCUUUUUAGCUUAGUUACAAUUGAAAGAAGAGAGAAAAAACAUCAUAGACAACAACCACCACCAUAACAACAACAACAACAACACAAUCACACAAUUUCUUUACUCUCGGACAGAAAAAAAAUAAGACAAUCAAUAAACGUCAGAACAAAUUACACAAAAGAGGAAAUAAACAUUUAAAAUUAUAAAACAAAAAGAAUAUUAUAUCAUGUUGUGGAAUAUAUGAGUGCCAUCUUGAAGUUUGUUUAUUUUGAAUCUUUCCUAGGAACAAAAAACAAACAAACAAACAAACAAUUAAACGAAGAAACAGAGACGAAGGUAAUAGUGAAACUGUAAAAACAAAUAAAUAAAAAAAGAUUUUUUUCAACUUGUUUUGAUAUCAGCUUGUAGAAAAAACAAACAAACAAAAGAAACCAAGAAAUUGGAUAGUUCAACUUAUUGAGAAAGAGAAUCAAUGUGGUAACAACAGUUAAUACCGUAAGUAAGGUUGUAGUGAACAAGAACACAAGCGGGGACAAUCGAAUGAGUGUGGACGCCAAAAUUACAGAAUCUCUUAGUAAAAGCUGAGAAUCAUACGAAUCAACCAAUUGAUUGUAUUAUAAACUUACAAAUGAUUAUCUUCUUUCAAGAACUAAUCCAUAUUCAAUUUUAUAAUCAUUUAAAAUGGAUGAAAAAAUGAAAGAACCCGAAGAUGACGGCGACCAAGAAGAAGAAGAGAAAGAAAAAGACGAAAAAGAAAAAGAACAAAGAAUAGAACAAUCAAUGAAAUCUAAUUUAGAAUGUUUCAAUUCAAUUGAUAAAACUCAACAUAAUAUACUUGAUGAUUAUGAUUUAAGAGGAUUUAAACGUUAUUCAUAUUUAUUACAUCAUCAACCAAGUACAGAAACUGAUAGUUUUGAAAUGUUUCAAUCAGUUGGUUCUACAAAAUUUCUAGAAAAUUUAGAUGAUUUUAAACAUUCCACAAGUGGAAGUUGGAAAUCGGUUCUUUCAAGUUUUGAAGAUAUUGGCACCAAUCAUAAUAACUUUAAGAUUACUACUACUACUAAUAAUAAUAAUAAUAAUCAUUAUCAUCAAAUCAUUGAAGUAUCUCCACAUUCAUUGAAACCUAUUAAGGCACAACCAAACUCUUCUUCUUCUACGACGACGACGACUAGUACUGCUACUAGUACUACAAUGAAUGUUCCAUCUAAUCAACAAAUUCAAACUGAGGAUUUACAAACAUCCAAAGAACAAUCUGAUUGUUCAUUUAAAUCAAUAAACAAUACAUUAAUCGAUAAUAGUUCUAGUAUCAAUGAUCCUAAUGAACAACAUUGUCAUUUACAACUAGAUAAUAAUAAUAAUAAUAAUAAUAAUCAUGUAAUAAUGCAUAAAACUGAUUUAUUCGAUCAUGAAAUACGUAGAUUUGAAGUAAGAAAACAAUCAAGAUCAUCAAUUUUAUCAAAUAAUCAAUUUAGACGAACAAAAUUUCUUAAACAGAAAUAUACUGACCCGAAUACCACUACGACUACUACUGUUACUACUGCUACUACUACUACUACUACUACUUGUAAUAAUAAUAGUAAUAGUAGUAUUAGUAAUCAUAAUGAUACAACAGAGAUGAUGCGUAACUCUUUAUACAAGUUAAAACGAACUGCUACAGAGCAUAUUACUAAUCGAUAUAAAUAUCAUGAUCGAAUGGAAUCCUCUUUAAUGCAUCACCAUCAUCAUCAUCAUCAUCAUCAACAACAUCAUCAACAACAACAUCAUUCAAAUGAGAAUAGUAUUAUUCCAGAUAAUACUAUAAUUAUACGUCGUAAAUCAACUAUUCAUUGUGUAUAUCCAAGACAUUAUAGUGAUACAAUGAGACAAGAUGAACAAUUCAAUUCUCAUACUAUAGACUAUGUAGAUAAGAAUGAUAAGAAUUCUAUACUUGUUAAUAGUAAUGGUAAUAGUAAUGGUAAUGGUAAUAGUACUAGUAAUCUCUAUGAAUAUGAUACUCAUUUAAAUGAAUAUAGAUUAAGUGAUAAUUUAAAAUCAUCAUUUGAAAAAGAAGAUGAAAUGAAAUCCGAUAAUUUAUUAGAACGUGAAGCUCAUAUUGGUGCAUUAGCAUUAGCAUGGGCAUCAGGUACGCAUAAACCAAAAAAAUCUCCAUAUGAUAAACAUACAUUAAGUAGAGAAACAUCAGAUAGAGUACAAGUGAAAUUACGACAAUAUAAUCAUACUACUAAUAAUAAUAAUCAUAGUAAAUCAUCUAUAAUGAAUCCUGAAAAUUUUAAAUUCAAUGAUUAUACUACUAAUAGUAGUAAAAAGAAUAGAAUGACAUUAUCUACAUUACGUGAGCUUAGUACAUCCAUUUUUACUCCAUCAAAAAGGAAUUUGAUAACCAGUUUUACCCAUCAUCCAAACGUUACUCAUCGACAGAAAGCCCAUUAUUCAAUUCAUGAAACUGAUAAUCUUGUUCACAGUAAUAGUACUUAUCGACCUAAUCAUGAUGGAAGUAAUAUUCCUACUAUCGCUAAUACUACUACUACUACUACUACUACUACUACUACUACUAUUACUACUACUCAAAAUAAUAAUAGUAGUAGUAAUAGUAACAAAACUGAUCAUCAUUUAAUACCUCAUAGUAUUAAACAAGCAAUUAUUAGAAAUACAGCAAAAAUUGCUAUCUCACCAAUAUUGAAUACAAAUGAAGAGAAUGAUAAUCAUUCAUAUAAUUCAAUAGAUCCAAUCUGUGAAUUAGAUCAAUUAGAACCAUUCAAUAGAAAAGAUGAUCAUCUACAUGAAUCACAUUCUAUUGAACAAUCAUCACAGUAUCGUCAACAACAACAGCAACAACAACAACAACUACAACAAAGUGAAGAACUACGUAAACUAAUCGAUAAUGAAUCACAACGAAUGAUCCAUAGUCAAAAAUCUUCAUUACAAUCUGAACAAUUACAUGAUAUCAAUGAUAUAUUUGAAACGAAUAAUAAUAAUAAUAAUAAUGAUGAAACAAAUAGACCAAUUGGUAUACGUGCUAAAAUACGUCGUAAUGCAGAAGAUUUACGUUCAUUAUAUGGUACUAGUGGUCCACUUGGUUCAGUUCAACCAACAAUGAAUUAUAAAACAUCAAAUCGUGGAAUUGGUUGGCGUUUACAUUGGCGUAAAAUAUUUAAUGAAAGACGUAGAAAAUUAGCUGAUUAUUCAUUAUUUUUUGCUGUAAUGGGUAUUCUAUUAAUGGUAUUUGAAUUAGAAAUGAUUAUGGCUAAAGUAUAUUUAAGGACAUCAAUCUAUUCCAUAUUGGUAAAAUCAUUGAUCAGUGCAUCAACACUUAUUCUAGUUGGUCUUACACUAGUCUAUCAUGCUGUUGAUGUACAAUUAUUUUGUAUUAAUAAUUGUAUUGAAGAUUGGCGUAUAGCAAUGAAUUGUAGAAAAAUUUCAUUAACAUUAAUUGAAGUAUUUAUAUGUCUUGUACAUCCUCCACCAAUUCUAUCUAAUUACAAUAUAUAUUCAUAUAGAAAUUCAUAUUAUACUGCAUCAACAUUAAAAAGUUUUAAACAAUUUGAUGAUGUUCUGAAUGAUCAAGAACCCUUAUCCUCAUCAUCAUCAUCCAGUAUUCCAAUGAAUUCAUAUUAUAAUAGACCAAUAACUACAUUAAUCUAUGAUUCCAUAUUAGAUAAUCAUACACAAAGAUUAAAUGAUUAUUUACCAUUUCCAAGUGUACCAUUUAUAAAUGAUCAUCAUAAUGAUAUUCAUUAUGAUGAUAAACCUGUACCUAUGAUUAUUUUAGAAUUGACUUUUUCAAUUCCAAUGUUUUUAAGAUUAUAUUUAAUAUUUCGUGUAUUAUUAUUACAUUCAACAAUGUUUACUGAUGCUGGUUCACGUAGUAUUGGUGCAUUGAAUCGUGUGAAAAUUAAUGUUAGAUUUGUAUUAAAAACAUUAGCUACAGUAUGUCCCGGUACUAUGUUAUUAAUAUUUAUAUUAUCUAUGUGGAUUGUAACAAGUUGGAUUAUGCGUGUAUGUGAAAGAGAACAAAAUAAAGAAUAUGAGAAACUUUUAAAUUCAAUGUGGUUAAUUGCUGUUACAUUUUUAAGUAUUGGCUAUGGUGAUAUGGUGCCAAAUACAAAUUGUGGCAGAGCAAUAUCUGUAUUAGCUGGUGUUAUGGGAUCUGCAUGUACAGCAUUGGUUGUUGCAGUGGUUGCACGUAAGCUAGAAUUAACAAGAGCUGAGAAACAUGUACACAAUUUUAUGCAAGAUAAUAAAUUCUACAAAAAUCUUCGACAUUCAGCUGCUAAUGUUUUACGUGAAACUUGGCUAUUUUACAAAUAUACAAGACUUGUCAAACGUGUUAAACCAGGUCGAGUAAGAAGGCAUCAAAGAAAAUUUUUAACAGCAAUAAGUAGAUUAAGAAAAGCAAAGGAUAAUCAACGUAAACUGAAAGAAGAUGCUAAUUCUAUGGUGGAUUUAGCUAAACUACAAACUAGCAUAUAUGAAACUGUAAAUCAUAUUCGAGCUGAUCAAACAAUUUUUGUUCAACGUUUGGUUGGCGUUGAAAAGUGCAUGACAUCAAUUCAGUCUUAUGUAAAUCAAAUGUCGGAUACAUUCACAGGAAUAAUUGAAACCCUUGAAACAUGUAAUACUACAACUGUACCAUUAGAUGAUGAAACAAUAUCAUCUUAACAAUAUAUAUACAUAUAUACAAGAUUAUCAUUUAUUGCCUAGACAAUUUGUACAUACAUAGUAACUAUUAGAUCUUAAAAGUAAACAAUGAUGAAAGAUGCUAAAUAAUCAAUCAAUUGUCUUUUGAAUAGUAAUAAUAACCAUAUAGACUUUUGUUAUUCAAUCCUACUUAUCUGCCUAUUUUGAUUUGUAUCCUUCCCUAUAUACAUAAAAAAACAAUGUAUCACCCCCUCCACACACCCAAAUACACACCUCCUCUACCCACCCACCUAUUUUUUAUAAUAUAUAAUAAUUUAUCAUUCAAUUUCUCAACUUAGCACCUUUCUCUCUCUCUCUCUCUGUCUCUUCUCGAAUCAUUCAUUCAUUGUCCUUAAAGAAAAGAAAAUGAGAUUAACAAAGAAGAAGUAGUAACAGUAGUAGUAAUACUAGUAAUAGUAUCCUAUUCUUUUAUCUACUAAUUCAUAAUUAUAUUGUACUGUAUAACAACUUGAACUAAUGCAUAUAUAUGCCUGGUCCUAAGUUGUACCUGACUGACUGUCUGAAUGACUGACUGUCUGAGUGAUAUACUUUCACAUUCACUAAUGAAUAAAUCUUUAUUAUGUAUUUAAUAAAUCAUUCAAUGUUUCAAUAUUAAACUUGUUUACAUUAUUCAAUCAAAUACAUUUUUUUUACUUUAUAGUAGAACAAAAUGGGAUACUUACCUUCUUUCUUUUCUUUACCCUUAACUUUGUUUAAAUUCAACAACAACAACACCAACAACAAUAACAACAACAACAAAUAAAUCAGUAUCAUUUUGAAAUGAUAAUCUUUUUGAGAAAUAUUGUUUUCUUUUUUUUUUCUUUCUGCUUCUUGUGUGUAUACACGAAAACAAAGUAGAUAAAAGAAUAAACAACUAGAUACUAAAACAAACAAACAAAAAAACUUCCAAGAGUACACUCUCCCCCUAGAAACAGGAAAAGAAAAAGCAUAUCACAUGAUACUUAAGAGUAAUUUGAUCAAUUUUAUUUUAUCAUAGGACUCUCUAUGGGAUUGCAUCUAGGAUUGAACCUAAGAGUUCAACCAUGUUGGAAGUGAGAUAGUAUUAGUUAUUAGUGUUAAACAUUAGUCGUUCUAAAUCAUAAAUGAAUUGAAUUUGGAGUGUAAACUCAGUUUCCAGGAUGGUUACAUGCUAACUACAACAAGAUUUCAAAGAUUGAGGUGUGGUCCUUGAGUUUGUAAAGAAGCAUUUCUAUGGAAUAACAUAUUAUGAUGAAACAAUUCUCAGUACUCUUUGGUUUUCAGUAGUGUUACACAUCAAAUGAAGUUAAUGUGACAAAUAUCAUCCACAUGCUCCAUGUUUGUUACAAUAUAUAAGAUCUGUAUCACUAAAGCUUCUGCAACGCAAAAGUAAAUUUAGUGGUGAAUCUCUCAACAUAUCUGACUGAAUCUCGACAUAUAAAAAGAUGAAUCUAAGGCUAUUGUAGACUAAGUGACAUAAUCAUUAUACGCUAUUCUUCGUCAAUUCAUGGUGAAACAUAACAUUCUACGCAGUAAAGCAGUUAAGACGAACAAUCUAAGUAUUUAGCCUCAAAGAAGUAGAUGACCUGGCUUAUACAUACAAAAUUGAUCGGUUGAUAUAACUGAUUUUUCAUCUAGAUGUGCAUAAAAGGGGAACUAUGAUAAGUUACACGACGAUUUGGUGCGUAGAAAGCCUUUCUAAUCGACCUUCCAAGAUCACUUUAAUUGCAUUACUAAUAAUAUCUACUUUAAACAUAAGACACAUAAGAGAAUUUCAAUUUAUGAAAUACAUAUAUAUACGGAUGUAAAGCUUUGAAAAUGAAUGUUUUAGGUGUCAUUGAAGAAAACAUACAGUAAUGAUGAAUAAUUCGCAGCACAGAUAGAUACUUUUACUGUUGAUAUGUUCUCUGAGCUAAACCGUUUAAUCACAGAUCGUAUAUUGACUCUAUGGACAAAAUCUUAUGAGCACCUAAUUUACAUAGAAGUGAUCUUAAUUCUUCACUUUUACACACGAAGUAGAACAGCUGAGAUAAUGCACAGAACUAAAAAUGAAUAUUCGCAAUUAAAAGCAUCCAGUUGGAUGAACACACCCUUAGAUUUCAUUGGACACAACUCAUUAAUGAAAGAAAAUGUGGUUCAAUGAACAGACACAUCAAGCACGGUUUACGUUCUGUAUAAUAUCUUCAGUUGCUGAAUUAUGUAAAUCGGUGACAAAAGAAACGUCAAGCCUGUUGGGAAAAGAUGAUUAACUUAAAUUUUGACAUAACUCUAUUCAUAUUCAUUUGUAAUGAGUUCCAGUUUCGGAGUAAACAUAAACUCUGGGAUGCAUGUAUAUCCAUCUGACGGGUCCCAAAUAGGACAAAACGCAUGCCCUAAAAUCCACUACUAGCCAUCAUCCAUCUCUGCUUAUCAGUAAUCGAACACAGAUAAAUGACAUACGCGAGUUUAAAUCACAUUUAUAGAAAUACUACUUAUCUGACCUAAACUAAGUAGAUGGAGAUAGCAAUUUGAACCUGUAACAGAAUGUUAAAGUAGAUUGUUGUUUUCAUACUGAAGCACAACUGUAUCAAUCAUUAUCAAUACAGAGCCUGGGACAGAUCUAAGUUGCCAUAACAUAGGUAAGUCUAUAAUUUUACUAACAAAAUGUAAAGAAUACACUUAGAGUACGACUACUCGUGAUAAGUCGAACUAAACUCCGUUGAAGAGGUAAACACAGAAAAGAUAGAUAAUAUGUAAACAUAUAUUACAAA
Molecule: messenger RNA, 7825 nt
Organism: Schistosoma curassoni
Lineage: Eukaryota; Metazoa; Platyhelminthes; Trematoda; Strigeidida; Schistosomatidae
Source: the annotation of a GenBank genome assembly